Messenger RNA from Pungitius pungitius (ninespine stickleback), 2611 nucleotides. RefSeq names its product G patch domain and KOW motifs (gene gpkow). Bases 29 to 1531 code for a protein of 500 amino acids. Gene Ontology annotation, molecular function: structural constituent of ribosome; nucleic acid binding. NCBI's taxonomy places the organism in Eukaryota, Metazoa, Chordata, Actinopteri, Perciformes, Gasterosteidae. Gene Ontology annotation, cellular component: ribosome; spliceosomal complex. Gene Ontology annotation, biological process: translation; mRNA splicing, via spliceosome. The record is from RefSeq and is a predicted model, not a curated record. The transcript has 11 exons.
CCCCUUUCUCUUAUUGCCGUGACAAACAAUGAUGGCGUCGCUCGGGGAAGAUGCGGGUUCCCCCAAGUCUGCUCCUCCUGGGGACGAGGAAGAGAGAAAACCCAUGGCAGUGUCCUUCGGUUUUACUAAAACAGUUAACAAAUUCAAACCUUCGACUGGCGACUUUAGAAAAGAUGACAGAGAUUAUUUGACCGGAAUUGAUGGCAGGGAACUGCAAAGUACAAAACCCUCCGAGAAGCCCAAAGAGCUCAUCAUCCCUCUGAUCCAGAAGAACCGGUGGCACCGACUGGACCAAGCGGUCCAGGCCGAGACCAGUGCCGUCAAAACACCAAAAAACACCGAAGACAAUGACUCUGUGGAAUCCCAGGCUGUCAAGGAGCUCAUUGAAGACUCACGGAGGCAGCUCGAGGAGUGGCAAAACGGCUCCCAGUCAGAUAUCAACCCGAACCUCGCCAUCCCCCUGUUGAUGCAAAACAAGGUGCCCGACGGCUUUGAGGAUGGUGACCGCGUAAAGGUGGAUCUACGACCUGAAUCUUCGACAGAGGCCGACUAUGAGAGCAUUCCCGUUGAGGCUUACGGACUCGCUAUGAUUAAAGGGAUGGGCUGGAAUAAAGAGGAAGGCAUUGGACGCACCUUUAAACAACACGUGACGCCGAUCGAACACGAGCUCCGUCCAAAGGGUUUGGGUCUCGGAGCCGAUCGUUCAGCGGUAAAGGACCUGGAGCCCACCAGACACAAGCGUCCGCCCAAGCCCGGCGAGGAGAGAGCGAAGGAGGAGGAGCUUGUGAUGGGUCCAGGAGGGUGCAUUCUGGUGGAGUCGGGGGCACAUAAAGACAUGUAUGGCAAGAUCGAAGGUGUUGAUGCCGACAACGCCCGAGUUGUGGUGAAGCUGGCCAUUGGCGGGCGGUCUGCGACAAUCAGCCAGUAUGCUAUCAAACUGGUGGGGCGCAAGGAGUACGACAAGAACGGCAAAGACCUCACUCGCCUCAGUCGAGCCCACAAGGAGAAGGAGAAGGAGAGGGAGCGACUGGAGGAGAAAGUGAAGCAAAGUAAUGGUGACGAGGUGAAAGACAAGUCUUCAGAAAGAGAGAGGAAGAGGAAACACCAAGAAUCAAGUCAAGACAGAGAGAAUCCUCCGGUGAAAGAGGCUCGGCGGAAAGCGUCUCCGCCCUCCUGGCUGCAGAGGGACUUGAAAGUUCGCUUUAUAGACAAAGCUUUCAAAGGGGGCAAAUACUACAACUCAAAGAUGCGCGUGGAGGACGUCCUGUCAGCGACUAUGUGUGUGUGUCGAACUGAGGAGGGGAGACUGUUAGACGAUGUGAAACAGAACAUGCUGGAAACCAUUAUUCCUAAAAGUGAAGAUGAUGCCAUCAUGGUGGUACUGGGCGAGCACAGAGGACAGGUCGGCCGUAUUCUCCAACGGGACAAGAACAAGUGCAGAGCGAUGGUGCAGCUCGACCGCAACGAGGAGAAGCUCUUCACUCUGGAUUAUGACACCAUUUGUCACUAUGUGGGAGCAACAGACCGCUGAUUCAAAUCUUCCACCCCUUCCAAAAUGUUGUUUUUGUGAUAUUCAAUAAGAAUAAGGAUUUUAAAGCAUUGAUAUUUUGUAAUAAAACAUUAAAAAUUGCAUUUGUUAGACAUAUUAUUACAAGAUCAGCCACCAACCCAUAAAGACAAGUUGCACCGAGUCAAGUGUUUUUAAAUUUAUUAGCAAGUCCACUAAUGGCUUUAGUAACAACAACAAAGUCAAUCAUCAGGUCAUAUAAAAAAGUAUUUACAGCGUUUCUAUGUGUUAAAGGUGAGAAAUCGAGCUUUAACACAUAAACACAAACGUUUCAGAAUGAAAACAGAACUUGAGAUCUCAGUCUAACUCUCUCUUUAGUCGUGUCCUCCGAAGCUCGACUUACUCCUUGGGUAUUUGGUUAGCCGCGUUAGCCCGAAGCACGGCCCCCGGACUGGGGUAGGGCCGCUGCUGGAACAGGGGCCCCGCCGCUGUGGUGUCUGCACCCGUCUUUGCUUCGUUGCGCUUGGGCAGACCAGUGGACCACGUGCCCCUGUAAACGCAAUGACGUUUGCUUUAAUAAAUAGUUGGUUUCUGUACACCUUGCUCAUGCAGUUUUAAAAGGAACACUCUACCAAUUGCAUUGUGGGGUUUUGGUGAUUGAAUAUUUCUCUGCAGUGCUCCUUUUUGUCAUCACAACUGUUGCUACUGUACCUUGGAGCAUCAGAAUAAGCACUUGGAUCCAUGGGGUCCAUCUCGUCAUCUUUUCUCCCUGAAAGGAAAAUAAAUAUGUAUCACCCAUUCUUGUAAAAGAGCACCGUGGAUUUGUGAAUGCUUGUGUCGUUUGAUGCAGAUAUGUAACUCAUUACCUCUUUUGUUCUUACUGUACGGCGCUGGGUCCUCUCUCCUUGGCUUUCUUCUCUCUCGCUCCCUCCCCUCGUCCCUCUCUCGCUCUCUCUCCCGUUCCCGCUCCCUUUCCCGUUCUUUCUCUCUCUCCCGCUCCCGCUCUCUCUCUAGCUUCUCAAACGGCCUCUCGAUUCUUUCGUCUCCUCCUUCGGCUGAACCAUGAAAAGAAAAUAAAGGCAUUGGUCACAGGAUGAAACCAAA